Messenger RNA from Olea europaea var. sylvestris, 635 nucleotides. RefSeq lists its product as uncharacterized. The coding region runs from base 332 to 544 and encodes 70 amino acids. The transcript has a single exon. Lineage: Eukaryota; Viridiplantae; Streptophyta; Magnoliopsida; Lamiales; Oleaceae. The record is from RefSeq and is a predicted model, not a curated record.
AAGCAAUGUAAAAAGGAACCUAAUGUUAGUCAGUUAUUUGUAUGCUUAUGAACCAAAAAAAAGUUAUUGUUUCUAAAGCAAAUCCCACUACCAUAAUAUGCUUUUCCCUUCUUUUAAUCCCACUUUCUCUUUUGUAUCGUUAAGUUUAGCAUCUCCAGGCCUUCUUCACUAAGAAAAUCAUAUCAAUACAUACCCUGUCAUAUUUUCCAGAAAACAUUCAGCACAAGUCAAAGAAACAGAGAUUGAGAGGAAACUGCUGGUUUCAAAUAGGAUAAUAUUUUGUUCUAAUAUUGUAUCCGUUUACCAAAUCUGUUCCUAUCUACGGACACUAAUGGGUGCUGACUGGGGACCAGUGGUGGUGGCGGUAGUGCUGUUCAUCCUCCUAUCACCAGGGCUGCUCUUCCAGUUGCCGGCGAGGGCAAGGGUGAUCGAAUUUGGCAACAUGUAUACAAGUGGGAUUUCCAUUCUGGUUCAUGCAAUCUUGUAUUUUGUUAUUUACACUAUCUUAAUUGUUGCAGUUGGAGUGCAUAUACAUGCUGGUUGAUUAUAUGCUCAAUGAUACAAGAAAUUACUUCAAAUUUAAGUUCCCUUUGUAUUCCCUUCUUUUAUAAUAACUUUUUUUUUUCUUUGGUAAA